Punica granatum (pomegranate) is the source of this 1979-nucleotide messenger RNA. The record is from RefSeq and is a predicted model, not a curated record. NCBI's taxonomy places the organism in Eukaryota, Viridiplantae, Streptophyta, Magnoliopsida, Myrtales, Lythraceae.
UGUUCACACACAUCUCUCUCUCUCUCUCUCUGCGUGUGUCUGUGUCCGUUUUGUGUCUGUGUCUGUCUGUGUCUAUGUGUGUCGCGAGAAAGAGAGAGAGGAAUGGGUUGAAGCUGAAACCCACUCACUGUGUCUGUGAGGAAAGGAAAGGAAAGCAGACGAAUAAUGGAAUCGAAGAAUUUCUUCAAAUGGUUCUUCAGCCCCAACUCCGCCUCCUCAGCUGCUCCCUCUGAGGGCUCCUCCUCCUCCUCCCCCACCCCCGCCGCCGCCGCCGCAGCCGCAAUGCCCUCUCCUGACGGCAAAUCAAACCCCGCCCCUCCCGAUUCCGAUAAUGCACCGCCGGAUCCCCACCCACAGGCGGGGGACCAGCUCUCCGCCAAGGUCCAGGAGCUCGAUUUGAAGGAGCCGGAACCGGAACCGGCCGGUCAGGAGCCCCAAGGAGGUGUCCCCGCCUCCCGGGAAAGGUACGAAGGGAGAGCAGAGGAGGUGAAGCAUGAUCGCGAUGAGCACACCGAGGAGGAGAAGAGGAAUGAGGAUGGUAACGAGAGCGACAAAGAUGGCGAUGACCAGAAGGAGGAGGAGGAGGAGGAGGAGGAACGAGGGUUCGGGAGGAAGAACAAGUUCCCGGUGAGGCCUGACGCUGAGGACUGUGCCUUCUACAUGAAGACGGGGACUUGCAAGUUUGGAUCUAACUGCAAGUUCAAUCAUCCCAUUCGAAGGAAACCCCAGGUAGUGGCAAAGGAGAGGGUAAAGGAUAGAGAAGAAUCUAAAGACAAAACAGGACAGGUGGAGUGCAAGUAUUAUUUGACACCGGGGGGUUGCAAGUAUGGAAAAGCUUGCAGAUUCAGCCACAGCAAAGCAAAUCCUGUGGCACCAGCUCCAGCUGUUGAGCUUAACUUUCUUGGACUGCCAAUCCGCCCGGGAGAAAAAGAGUGCCCUUUUUACAUGCGUACUGGAACCUGCAAAUUUGCUGCUAACUGCAAGUUUAAUCAUCCUGAUCCUACAUCAGGAGGUGACCCUCCUAUGGAAUUUAGCAACGGUGGAUCUACUCCACUGCAAAAUGCAUCACAGUUCCCUGUUUGGUCUCCUUCAGGGACAUUAAAUAAUGAGUGCACUCCAUAUGUGCCAAUGAUGUAUUCUCCUACCCAAGUGGUUUCAUCUCCAAAUGCAGAAUGGAAUUUUCAGUUUCCUCUAAAUCCACAGGGACAAAGUAUGCAUCCAGCUCCAGCAUAUAUCAUGAACAGCCCCACAACAACUGAAAGCCACAUAUAUACAAAUCAUCAGCAACAGAUGGCCGUUGAGGAAUUUCCAGAGCGGCCAGGCCAACCAGAAUGCAGUUAUUUCUUAAAAACUGGGGAUUGCAAGUUCAAGUCUAACUGCAAAUAUCACCACCCGAAGGAUCGGGUCCAGAAAUCACCUCAGGUAGCACUCAGUGACAAGGGCCUACCUCUGAGACCGGACCAGAAUAUAUGCUCAUACUACAGCCGCUAUGGCAUUUGUAAGUUCGGCCCUGCCUGCAAGUUUGACCACUCGAUGCAGUUGGCUCCAUCUGGGCUUGAGAAGCAGCCCUCAAUGAAGAACUGCCCUGGAGAAGAUGAUCCCAGGAUGGGAAGGCCAAGGACUGCAGGUGAGCCCACAGCAAUUUAACUGCAGCCUGUAUAGGAAGUUCGGAUAAGUGCUUUCUGGCUUUUUAGAUUGCAGACUGCCCCGAUCACCUUCUCUUUUCCUACUCUUUUUGGGGAUACAAAAAACCUAACUUAUUUAAGCAACCCGAGAAUUUUCAUCUGUGGUGUUUUAUGUUGUUUGUACAUUUCGCAAAUGCUGUUUCAAAUGGAUCUAGAUUAAGGACUUUGUACUGUACAUUAUUAUCUUAAAGUUUUGAACAACUAGUCUCCGUCAGUACAUUACCGAGAAGUCAGUAAUGCUGAUGUCUAGUUGUAGAAUUCCUUUCUUCCCCCGGAUGAGGGGUUUCUGCUGUA